CUCAGUUCUCGCCCAGCUCUGGAGCGUGUUGAUCGGCCACGGCAACGCGCAGUUAAGUGAAAAUUAUUUUUAAAGCUUUUGCUAAUUGAGAUUUUAAACUUAGUUCUGACGGAAUUGCAACAGAGCAGUAACCUCGGGUAAAAGAGGACCUUUUGAGUGAGUCUCUCCCGUGUUUUUGUAAAUGGGAGCCAGAGUACAUAGCUGGCCAACUGAAAUGAUUCUUUUAAAAACCGUGUCCACACACGCCAUGAUCCAUUUGUUGCUAGCAACAGUGCUGCUGAUGCCCAUGUUGAUUUAUAGUCAUGAGCAUCAUGGUAGUGGGAAAAACAGUGCUAUUCCUCUGACUGAGCUCGCUAGGGGUGCGAAACUGGUUAUGGAAAAUCACUCUGGUGACGUGACAGUGCGUACAGCGCGUGAAGCUGCAACUGAAAAGUUGGCUACAGUGCCUGUAACUACUACAGUUGGUGGAAAUAAACGUGUAAAAAACAAUAAAAAAGGAAACAAUCCGAACAAUCAGAUGCAGCGCGCUGGUGCAGCAGGUUCUCGUAAGUCAAGCUUAAAGCAAUCAUCUCUACCCAUUGGUAAGGAUGUUCUGAUGGUGCAGCCGCGACAUUUCCUAAAGCCUAAAAAUGCGGAACAUCAGCAUCGUUCAGGCAAAAGAUCGGGAGCAAGGGCAAGGACCACACAAAAUGCACCAUCUUGUCGUUAUGCAAAGAGUUCAUGGACGGAUUGUGAUGCUAAAACUAACAUGCGCACGCGUACUCUAUCUUUGAAAAGGGGUGAGUCCCAGUGUCCACCCACUAGGACCAUACAGAAAAAGUGCAAGAAAGCUUGCCGGUAUGAAAAGGGACCCUGGUCAGAAUGUAUAGCUGGACAAAUGACACGUGAGGAGAAAUUAAAGGCAUCUGAAGAUGAUACUCAACACAGCUGCGACCUCGUUCACAUUAACAACAAAAAGUGCACUCCUGGUGCUAUAGAAAAAAAAACAGCUACCAGCGUUCGCUCUUCCAAGGUGCGUAAGCACAAGGAGAAAGGUACCCGCCAGACGCCGACUCCAGCUUAAUGGGUCAAAUAGGUAAGGUUAUAAAUCAACAAUGUAUUUAGCAACAGCACAAAAUAUAGUAGUUUUAAGUUUAAAAAGUAUACGUAAAGUUCGGCGCGCAUUAAGCAGGCAAAUUAUAUAUUUUAUUUAUA
Messenger RNA from Drosophila virilis, 1194 nucleotides. RefSeq lists its product as uncharacterized. The record is from RefSeq and is a predicted model, not a curated record. Gene Ontology annotation, biological process: mesoderm morphogenesis. Gene Ontology annotation, cellular component: extracellular region. Gene Ontology annotation, molecular function: heparin binding; growth factor activity. Lineage: Eukaryota; Metazoa; Arthropoda; Insecta; Diptera; Drosophilidae.